AUGUCUGUCGCGGCAAUUGCCUCAUUUAGACCUUUGCAGGGCAGCUGUCUCCGCCGUGCGACAACGGGAGUAUUGUCAGUACAUGUGAAAUCACGGACGGCGAGCUUGAGCUUUCGAGCUGUUGUCACCCUGCCGCCGUAUCAGACGAGGUGUCAAUCGACCUCCUCAGAGGACAAGAAUGCGGCGCCAAAACAAGACAAGCCGGUGAAGCCGCAGAUUUCGUUUGGGCGGUUUGUUAAAGGCGCGCUGGGAGCCAGUCUACGCAAUUUGACCGUCGCUGUGAGCCCACGCGGCAUUCGAAGUGCAUACAAAGAUUCCCCUGGUUUAACCAGCAUGAAUCUCAUUUUGCUCGCCUUCACACUCGUCGUAUCCGUCAUCGCCAUUCGCUCCUUCAUCCUCAACUUUUAUAAUUCCGAAUUCAGUCGAUACCCUGAGCCUGUCGCAAAUACUCUACGGCGAGCCAUCUACUAUACAAACUACAAGCCUGAUCCAGAAAUGGCGUUGAAAUACUACAAAAAGGCCAUGGAGCAGGUUAAAGAAGUCGGGCUGGACCCCUUCUCAGACGAAGUGCUCGGCAUUCGCAUUCAGGUGUCCUUUUGGCUGCAGAAAAUCAAUAACUACAAGAGAGCUAUUGAUGUGCUGGAAUCUGUGUUGCAGGAUUGCAAGAAAUGGGUUGAUGUUAUGGACCAAUCUGUUGCGGAUGGAAAGGUGGAUAAAAACGGCCGAUACGUUACGGAAUCGGCAGAAACCAAGUCAACCACCACAGAAAAGAUGGCUGCAACUCCCUCCAAGGUCAACACAACCAUGGCCGCAGAGAAGAAGGACGGCCAAGCCAACGCCGAACCGGAACCCCCGGCCGAGACGCUCUUCAGAAAGAGACAACGGAUACUAGCAAAAGCCGUGAGCACAGCAGUAAAACUUGGGGAGAUGUACGCCGACGAGCACGUACUGCAGCCUGAUGAAUCGCAGCAACACCUCGUAUGGGCGGUUGAAACGACCCUCAACGAAUUCAGACGCCUCAAGGUCGAUGGCGCUAAACCCGGCGAGCAAGCAUGGCUAUCUCCCACCGAACUAGGCGGCAUGAUGGAAUCCCUAGGUCGCGACUACGAGCGCCGAUCACAGUUUCAUCUCGCUGUUCCAUUGUUCUUCCAAGCCCUCAAGCUCUGCGACAGUCCGUGCCACCGAGCCAUCAUCAUGAACAACCUCUCCGCAUGCUUUGCCCAGCAUCCCAUCUUCACUCCUGGCAUGGCGAACGUCUCGGAAGCCAUUCAGCAAAUUUCCGAUCAGGCUGCGCCGCCACAAACACGAAAGGAGUGCCUCGAGGCGGGACUGAACUGGGCGGAGAAUGCGUAUGUGCACGGCAAGGAUGUCCAGGGCGAUGAUAGGACGGCCGAGUGCGACGAGGCAUGUGCCGUGGCCUUGUGCAACUGGGGUGACGUGGCUGCCAUGCUGGGCAAGCGGGAGCUCGCACGGCAGAAAUACAAGCAGUGCAUCGAGAUGAGCCAGAAGAUGGAGUUUGCGGAUGGUGUCAGACAGGCGCAAGAGGGUUUGGCCAAACUAACAUCUACGCUGGAGAGCAAACUGUAA
Molecule: messenger RNA, 1587 nt
Organism: Pochonia chlamydosporia 170
Lineage: Eukaryota; Fungi; Ascomycota; Sordariomycetes; Hypocreales; Clavicipitaceae
Product: TPR domain-containing protein
Exons: 2
Coding region: 1-1587 (528 amino acids)
Biological process (GO): protein quality control for misfolded or incompletely synthesized proteins
Cellular component (GO): i-AAA complex
Molecular function (GO): misfolded protein binding
Source: RefSeq, a predicted model, not a curated record